AUGACCGCGAGCGAUCCAUCAGAGGAGAAAACAGUCGAUUUAGAAGAUAUAUUAUCGAUGUUCAGUAUAUCCGGUAGAUAUCACUUAGAAAUAGCAGCUUUAGCAUUUUUAGUGUUCACAACUAAUUCUAUGUACUCUUCUAAUUACAUUUUCGUUGCUGAGAAAGUAAAUUACAGGCUGGGAAGAAAAACUAUACUUAUUGUAACUGGUGUACUCGGUGGAGUAUUUGGUAUAGCUAGAAGUUUUUCGCCUUGGUACUGGUUGUAUAUUGCUUUUGAAUUCUUCGAAGCUGCUUUAGGUGAUUCAUGUUCUCCAGCAUUUAUUUUGAUAACAGAAGUUAUUUCAACAAAUCAUAGGAUAAAGUUUAUUUUAUUGUGCGGUCUAGGUUACAGUUUUGGAGGUUUAACUAUUUCCUUGGCAGCAUGGCUUAUUCCAUACUGGAGAACAUUACUACAAAUGCCGUACUGGUUUGGUCUUCCGUCACUUAUAUUUGGCCUAGCAUCAUUGUUCGCUGGGCUAGUAACAUUUUUGGUGCCAGAUAUUUCAAAUGAUGUCUUAUCUGACACUAUUUGUGAAGCAGAAAAACUAGGAAAAUCGAAGAAAAUGGACUUGAAAAAAGUUAAUAUAUGA
Messenger RNA from Parnassius apollo (apollo), 630 nucleotides. The record is from the annotation of a GenBank genome assembly. NCBI's taxonomy places the organism in Eukaryota, Metazoa, Arthropoda, Insecta, Lepidoptera, Papilionidae.